Molecule: messenger RNA, 1974 nt
Organism: Trichoderma breve
Lineage: Eukaryota; Fungi; Ascomycota; Sordariomycetes; Hypocreales; Hypocreaceae
Product: heterokaryon incompatibility protein (HET) domain-containing protein
Exons: 2
Coding region: 1-1974 (657 amino acids)
Source: RefSeq, a predicted model, not a curated record
AUGCUCGAUUUGUUCAAGUCUCUGUUGCCGAAGAAAGAACGGCAGUGGUGCGGUGUCUGUCUCUUCGAGCUCAAUCCGACGGCUAAAUCACAUGCACUCUCAUCCGACAUAGGCGGCCGGUACGAGUACGCGUUUGAAGAGAGCGACGACCACGAGUUUAGCUUUGCAGACUUAAUCAAGUCUUCCAAGCGCGGCUGUGAUCGGUGCAAGGCUCUCGCCUCGGCAUUUGAAAGCUUUGGAGUCGCUGGCUUCGAAGUGGCAAGGUGGGAGCCGCACCUAAACUCACCGGGGAGCCCACUUCUGGAGAUUACAAGUGCCGAUGGUACCAGCCAAGUCUUUGAGAUUUGUAGUAGCGAGACGCCGUUGGACAGGCCGGUGUUUUUUGCUGAUGAUCCCUUACCGCACGUCGUUCUAUGCAGAGGCUACAAGCUCUCACGCACAACUGGAGACAACGAGGCUCUCGAUCAGGCAGCAAAGUGGCUAACGGAGUGUCGGACUUCUCAUGGCGAAUGUCGAGUCAGUGAUGCGGAGUUUGUGCCUAAUCGGUUACUCUAUCUAGGAGACAGCCGGACAGACAGUAAUAUCCUCGAGCUCGUCGAGAAGGCGGCUGCUGUAUCCUACGCCGCCCUGAGCCAUAGGUGGACAAAAGAAACGCCGGCCAAAUCCCUCUUAACGUCGAAUUUUCUGGAUCGGAAGCAGAAUGGCAUGCCUAUAGCAUAUCUGCCUCGGAUGAUGCAGGAUGUCGUACGUGUACUACGCCGAUUAGGCAUUGAGUACAUAUGGAUCGAUUGCUUAUGCAUCAUUCAAGAUGACAAAGACGACUGGAAACGAGAGGCAGCGCUGAUGGCCUCCAUCUAUACGAACGCCGAACUUACUGUGGCGGCUUCGUGGUGCGACCAGCCCGAUCAAAACGGCCAGUCCAUCUUUAUACGUCGUAGGAAGCACCACUUUACUUGGCUCGGCAUCGAAUCCAGCGCCGAUACCAUGGCCGCUGAGAAUCCUGACAUUGAGUGGCCACUCUUGAACCGAGGCUGGGUGUAUCAGGAGCAGUUGUUGUCGCGCCGGAUGCUUCACUUUACGCAAAACGAGCUCAUCUGGGAAUGCUUUGAAGAAACUCGGUGCGAAUGCGGUUGGUACGAUAACAAUACACGCAUUUUCGGCGCUCGAGACUGGUAUAAGCGAUCUCCCGCAACCAAAUCAUGGUCCCAGGUAAUUAAAGGCUAUGCUAAGCGUCCUCUUACGGUCACCACCGAUAGACUUCCCGCUUUGGCAGGGAUUGGUAAAGCGAUUGCAUCAGCAAAAGAUUACGAUGCAGCAGAGUAUCUCUGUGGGUUCUGGGAGAAGGAACUUGAAGAGACGUUCUUCUGGUAUCUCAGCGAGCCUCCCUGCCACCCACGGCCUGAUAUGCGUAUGCCAACAUGGUCAUGGGCAUCCGUGUCUGGAGAUGUUGAGUGCUGGCAAGUCUCUCUAGAAGGCAUUGAGUUCUUGGGAAGCGAUGUGCAGUAUUCUGGUGAUCCUCUUUUAGGUGAUGUGGUGAGCGGGAUGGUGUCGCUCUCCGGACACGUCGCUUCUGGCGUUGUAUACCACGGUCAAGAAUGGACAAGUAUCUUGGAAUCACAGAAAGAUGCUUCAGGUAUGUCCAGCAUUUUGACCGACAGUAGAGCCACUGAAGAGUAUGGGCUGCAGAUUGGGGGACAAUUUGCCACUUUUAACCCGGACUAUAAAUUGGACAUACCCGGGAAAGGAUUUGUUCCCUCUGGCUCGCAAAUUCUUUGUUUACUCUUUGGUCGAACAACCUCUUCCGAAUGGGACGAGUCGGAGGAGAGCACUGAGACUAUUACGACGCACCUUCUCCUCUUGCGCUGUGUUGAUGGGACACCUCUCCGAUACGAAAGGAUUGGAGUAAACGCAACGUGUUUCGAACUGAAAGUGUUUAUGAGUCAAUCUGAGAGGCAGCAACUGACCCUAGUGUAA